This is a messenger RNA of Lolium perenne, 795 nucleotides long. Its product is annotated as protein synthesis inhibitor II-like. Gene Ontology annotation, molecular function: rRNA N-glycosylase activity. Lineage: Eukaryota; Viridiplantae; Streptophyta; Magnoliopsida; Poales; Poaceae. The record is from RefSeq and is a predicted model, not a curated record. Gene Ontology annotation, biological process: negative regulation of translation.
AUGGUGGUGGUGGUGGUGCUGCUGAUGGCUGUGCUGUUUAGCGUGUCGGACGAUAGCAGCGACGCAGCACCCCUCAACCCGGCCAAGAAUCGACUGUACUCGCGCGUCCUCCUCCCCAAAGAAACCGACGGCCCGCCGGCACGCUGGAUCCACAACCAACUGAAAGGACGCGGCUCCGACGCGAUCACCCUCGCAGUGCGAGGAGACAACAUGCGCUUCCCCCGCUUCGCCAACCAGGGCGGAACCUGGCACGCCUGCCGCAGCGACGACCUCCACGGCCUUACCCUCGCGGCGAGGCUGAGCUUCGACGACGACUACACCAGCCUCCUCGGCGGGCACGAGCAGCUCAAGGGCAUCCGCGUCGACAAAGAGGCUGCGGCUGAUGCAAUCGCCGAGCUCGCGCGGUUCAGAGCGACGAACCGGACGUCAGGAUCGGACGCCGCUGCUGCCGACGACGCGGGCGCGAGGCGGGCGUGGGCGACGCUCAAAGUCGCCAUCAGCGAGCCCCUGCGCUUCAAGUCGAUCCGCCAGAGUGUGAGCGCAGCCUGGAAGAACGGCGGGACGACCCUGGACGACCGCCAGGUGAAGCUCGUCGCCAACGGCUACUGGAGGACCAUGUCCUGCGCGCUGCUCAUCGCGGCGCAGAACGGCGGUGCCUGGCAGAGCGAGGAGGCGGUGCACCUGCGGUCCAUCGGCAUGUUCACCAAGGAGGACGUCCUGAAAGAGAUCGAUCUGAUCAUGUGGCCAAAGGACUGCAGCGAGCCCAUCACUUUGGGUAGUAGGUAUUUCAUGUGA